UGCCUGAAUCAAAAAUAAUCAGUAAUAAAAUAGAAAAUCCGAUCCAUAGAAAGUAGAAACCAAAACCCCCGGUCCAUCUCUCAACAGAAAAACCGCCCCCCGUAUUUCUUUCCCCUCACUUUCUUCCCUAUAAAAUCCGCUCCCAUUCUUUUCCAUUUCACUUCAUCAUACACAACAAUUUCUCGAUUACUUCGAAACUUAGAAAAAAAAAAAAAAAGAGAGAGAAUUCACUCCUUUCUUUCCCUCUACAAUUUUCUUCGCGGAAUUUCGUAUUUCUUUUCUCUGAAAUGGAUACCAAUAUUGGAUCACUUGACAGCUGCAAACCUACUUCCAACGACGUUUGCUGUCCAGCAAACGUUACCGUUUCUACCAUCCAAGGAUCCGUUUCCCCCACCAUCAUCAAAUCCUCUGAAGCCACUUUGGGCCGCCACUUGGCUAGGCGGCUUGUGCAGAUCGGAAUAAGCGAUGUUUUCUCUGUUCCCGGGGAUUUCAACUUGACUUUGCUUGACCAUUUGAUAGCCGAGCCAGGGCUUAACCUCAUCGGCUGCUGUAACGAACUCAACGCUGGGUACGCAGCUGAUGGUUACGCUCGAUCACGUGGCGUUGGCGCUUGCGUUGUCACUUUCACCGUUGGUGGGCUCAGCGUUUUGAACGCCAUCGCCGGUGCUUACAGUGAGAACCUCCCUCUUAUCUGCAUUGUGGGUGGACCCAACUCCAAUGACUAUGGAACUAACCGGAUUCUUCACCAUACUAUUGGCUUGCCCGAUUUUAGUCAAGAACUUAGAUGCUUCCAGACUGUUACUUGCUAUCAGGCCGUGGUGAAUAACUUGGAGGAUGCUCAUGAAAUGAUCGACACAGCUAUUUCAACUGCUCUGAAAGAAAGCAAACCUGUUUAUAUCAGCAUCAGCUGUAACCUGCCUGCAAUUCCUCACCCCACUUUUGCCCGCGAGCCAGUUCCAUUUUCACUCUCUCCAAAAUUAAGUAAUAAGAUUGGAUUAGAGGCGGCGGUGGAGGCAGCUGCAGAGUUCUUGAACAAGGCGGUCAAACCCGUUUUAGUCGGUGGACCAAAGCUGCGUGUUGCCAAGGCAUGCGAGGCUUUUGUUGAGUUGGCUGAUGCUAGUGGCUACGCCGUAGCGGUGAUGCCAUCGGGUAAAGGGCUUGUCCCUGAGCAUCAUCCUCAUUUCAUUGGGACAUAUUGGGGAGCUGUUAGUACUGCAUUUUGCGCUGAGAUCGUUGAAUCUGCUGAUGCUUACUUAUUCGCUGGACCUAUUUACAAUGAUUAUAGCUCUGUUGGGUACUCUUUGCUUCUUAAGAAAGAGAAGGCGAUUAUUGUGCAGCCUGAUCGGGUGGUCAUUGGUAAUGGGCCUGCAUUUGGGUGUGUUUUGAUGAAAGACUUCCUUAGAGAGCUUGCCAAGAGGCUUAAGCACAAUAAUACUGCUUAUGAGAAUUACCAUAGGAUUUUUGUUCCUGAGGGACAACCUUUGAAGGCAGCACCUAAAGACCCUUUGAGGGUCAAUGUUUUGUUCCAACAUAUACAGAAGAUGCUUUCUAGUGACUCAGCCGUGAUUGCUGAAACUGGGGAUUCUUGGUUUAACUGCCAGAAGCUGAAGUUGCCCGCAGGAUGUGGGUAUGAAUUCCAAAUGCAGUAUGGAUCAAUUGGGUGGUCAGUUGGUGCCACUCUUGGAUAUGCACAGGCUGUUCCGGAGAAACGUGUCAUCGCUUGCAUUGGUGAUGGUAGUUUCCAGGUGACCGCACAAGAUGUGUCCACAAUGCUGCGAUGUGGGCAGAAGACCGUAAUCUUCCUCAUAAACAAUGGUGGCUACACCAUUGAAGUCGAGAUUCAUGAUGGACCAUACAAUGUGAUUAAGAAUUGGAACUACACUGCCUUGGUUGAUGCAAUUCAUAAUGGUGAAGGCAAGUGCUGGACAGCCAAGGUAUUUUGUGAGGAAGAGCUCAUAGAAGCAAUUGAGACGGCAACGGGAGCCAAGAAGGACUGCUUAUGCUUUAUUGAAGUGAUAGUUCACAAGGAUGAUACUAGCAAAGAGCUGUUGGAGUGGGGGUCUAGGGUCUCUGCUGCCAAUAGCCGACCCCCAAAUCCUCAGUAAAUUCUACAGUAUGCUUUAUGCUAUAAGCUUUUGAGUUUCUGAAUGCUGAGUUAAAAAUCUGUAGUUUUCAACAUUUUGCAAAAUUUACGGAGUGCUUGCUCAUCUUGGUGCAAAUUCAUUUUCAGUAAUGAAAGCUAUGUUCUGGUUUCCUUUC
Messenger RNA from Gossypium raimondii (Peruvian cotton), 2259 nucleotides. Its product is annotated as pyruvate decarboxylase 2. The record is from RefSeq and is a predicted model, not a curated record. Lineage: Eukaryota; Viridiplantae; Streptophyta; Magnoliopsida; Malvales; Malvaceae. Bases 288 to 2105 code for a protein of 605 amino acids. The transcript has 6 exons. Gene Ontology annotation, molecular function: carboxy-lyase activity; magnesium ion binding; thiamine pyrophosphate binding.